This is a messenger RNA of Chenopodium quinoa (quinoa), 366 nucleotides long. RefSeq lists its product as uncharacterized. The coding region runs from base 1 to 366 and encodes 121 amino acids. The record is from RefSeq and is a predicted model, not a curated record. Lineage: Eukaryota; Viridiplantae; Streptophyta; Magnoliopsida; Caryophyllales; Amaranthaceae. The transcript has 3 exons.
AUGGAGGCUGUUAACUACGCUUGGCGUAUCUAUAAAUGUAGGACAAAACAAAAGUACUUUUAUGCAUUUGCAACUAAUGAAAAAAGAAGGGCAGAGCGUCCAAAAACAUUGCUAGAAACAUAUUUUGAAGACCUUUUAAACUACUGGAAUUUGCCAAAAGUUCAGGAGGAAAGUGAGACCAACAAAAGAAAUCGUGAAAAGCUUGAUGACAUUCACACUAUGGGUCCAAAUUCGUAUGCAAUAUUACGUCAUAAAUUGGAAGCUAAUCCCGAAAUCAAUAUCAAGGUUCCUGAACACCCAAAUGCAUCUAAUCAAAGGGAUGCAACUAGUGAUAUGUCACAGGCUAAUGACCACACUGGUGAAUAA